Molecule: messenger RNA, 969 nt
Organism: Rotaria sp. Silwood2
Lineage: Eukaryota; Metazoa; Rotifera; Eurotatoria; Philodinida; Philodinidae
Source: the annotation of a GenBank genome assembly
AUGAAUCGUACUCGUGUUUGGCAUACAGCAUCCGUAUUAACGAAUGGAAAAGUGUUAGUUGCUGGUGGAUCGGGUAAUAGCUCUGCAAAUAGUGCUUUGUUAUAUAAUCCAUCAACAGCAACUUGGGCAUCUACUGGAAAUAUGAGUAAUGGACGAUAUUAUCACACAGCAUCUGUAUUAACAAAUGGGAAAGUAUUGGUUGCUGGUGGAGUAUAUAGUAGUUAUCCAAAUAGUUCUGAGUUGUAUGAUUCAUCAACAGAAACUUGGACAACUACGGGGAACAUGAAUAAUGCACGAGUGCAACAUACAGCAUCUGUAUUAACAAAUGGAAAAGUAUUAGUAACUGGUGGAUCAUUUAGUGGUUCUCAAAGUAGUACUGAGUUAUACGAUCCAUCGACUGGAAUUUGGACAAUUACUGGUAACAUGAAUUAUGGACGACAGUUUCAUACAGCAUCUUUAUUAACAAAUGGACAAGUAUUAGUUACUGGUGGAAGUAAUGGUAGUAUUUAUUUAAAUACUGCUGAGUUAUAUGAUCCAUCAACUGGAAUUUGGACAAUUACUGGUAGCAUGAACAAUUCACGAGGAUAUCAUACGGCAUCUGUAUUAGACGAUGAAAAAGUAUUAGUUACUGGUGGACAUAGUGCCAGUGGUUCUCAGAAUAGUGCUGAAUUAUAUGAUCCAUCAACUGGAACUUGGACAACUACUGGUAGUAUGAAUAGUCCACGACGGUAUCACACAGCAUCUGUAUUAAUUAAUGGAAAAGUUUUAGUUACUGGUGGAUAUAGUAGUAGCACUGGUGAUCUAAAUAUUACUGAGUUAUAUGAUCCAUCGACUGGAACUUGGACAUUUACUAGCAGCAUGAAUAAUGGACGAGAGUAUCACACAGCAUCUGUAUUAACAAAUGGAUACGUGUUAGUUACUGGUGGGCUAAAUGGUGGCAUUACUCUGAAUAGUGCAGAAUUAUAUUAA